AUGCAGCAACCUCCACAGACUGUUCCAGCAGGAGCAGCAGCUCCACCUCCUGCAGGUGCUGCUCGGAAUUUGUACUGGAGAAACAGCUCGCUCACUAAACGAGCAAAUGCAGCAGCUGCCCCAGUGCAGCCUGUGACAGACCCUUUUGCAUUUGGCAGACAAACUCCACAGGCUUCUCCUCUGGAUACUCCAUCCAAGGGCAAUGCACUGGGUGUGCAGAGCUCUUCCCCAGCCGUGCUCCCACAGCCAGCCAUUGUGCACCCUGCCCUGUCACAUGCAGGGGCCAAUCCUCAUGGACUGCAUACAGCUUUAUCAGCUCCUCUAUCUCAACCAGGAGUAAAUGCCAGUACGUUUGCUAAUGUUCCAAUCCCUUCACCAUCCCCAGGAUAUGGUAUAAAUAGUCCUGCAGAAGUGCAUCCAAAUGCAGAGCUGGGACUCCAUGGGGCUGCAGUACCAUUGCAUUAUAACACAGGAGCUGCAGUUGAUAAUUCUUUCAGUGUGCAUCCUGGGAUGGUGUCUGCAUCAAACCAACCUGGAGGUAGACAAGACGUUCUUAGAGGUCCAAAUGAUGUUCCUUCAGGACCCACAGCAGCAGCACUCUUCCCUUCUCCCCCUCAGCAGCCCGUGUCUCAGUGGAGGCCUGCUCAAGGUAACCUGCAGUCUCCAGUUCGAAAUUUUGUGCCCUAUCCUGAGCCAUCUUCUCAGACUGAUGCUCAUAACAUUUCUCAGUCUUCUGUUAGCACAUCUCAUCCUUCUCCACAGACAAAUUUACAGCAGGGUCCUGUACACCAAGGUAUUCCACAAAAUAUGCAAGCACCUUUAUCAGUUGGUUGUGAAAAGAAUGGGAGAAAUGGCACUGCCAAUAGCAGUCACCAGACAAACAGCAUCCAGCCUGGAAAUGUGUUUAGGCAGAACACAGAAAUGACUCCUGCUUGGUUAAACCAACCAUACCAGGAACAGUUUUACCCACAGCCACCAUUGCAAGACUCCAGUUUUGUUGUUCCCACGGCUCAGGAAAAUAACCCCAAAAACCAGUCUCCAGGUAUGUCUGAAAUCACAAACAGACCUAUUCCGACAGAUCGAGAUUCAGGAACUCUCUCCAUGUUUUUCAAAGGGGAUGAGGCAGAAAAUGAAGAAAUACUUUCAUCUGAAAAACGCUACGUAGUUGAGAAAACAGAGUUUGAUGCUUCUCAGCCAAAUUCAGCGUUUUUGUAUCACCAGCCAGUGCAUCCUCAGCGGGUUGCACCUAAUGUUCUGUCUCAGGUGCAGGCUGCUACAGGUUCAGCCAACGAGAUGGUACAAAAAGGAAUGGAUGUCCAGUACUUCCCUAAAAUUGUAAGUCAGCAGGAGCCACAUGCUGCUAAGCACGGUAUGUUUGUCAGUGAUGACAAGGGGCGCAUAGGUGACCUGUCUGGGAAUGGUGGGUCACAGUGUGAAAAUGUUGAGAACCUGGAGUGCAUUCAGAAUCAGGAAGUGCUGCCAAGUGAACCACAGAACAUGAGCUCUUCAUCCCCUGCUGCUGCUCCUGAUCUAUACAGAUAUGGAUCCUUUCCAGGUCAGAUGCUUCCAAAGAAUGCUGUUGUGAGCCAUGCUGAAGGAGGACCAAAUUUGGAGGCACCUGAUUUUUUACCUCACCCUGUCCGACCAGAUAGUGUAUCUUCAAACUACAGCACCAUGAGCCACAGGAGUGCUUCAAGCUCAGCAAGACCCCCAGAGCAAGUUGGUACAUUUAUCCAGCAAGAAAGUGGGAAGCCUGAUGAGGAAUCUUCUGCUAGCUUCUUCAAACAGAUUGACUCCUCUCCUCUGGGAGGUGACUCAAGUGAACUAAACCUGAGCAAGAACUACCAUAGUAAUCUAUCCCAGCCUGCAACUCCAAGUCCUCCUAAGCCUACAGGAGUGUUUCAGACAAGUGCAAAUAGUUCUUUUGAACCUGUGAGGUCUCAUGGGGUUGGUAUAAAACCUGCAGAGAUUGACCAAGCAAAGAUGGUGGUUGAAUUAAGAGAGAACCAUUCAAACCAAAAGAAUAUCAAGAAGAAUACAGCUGUGCCAGCUGCAUCACCAGGCAAUCUUGAACAGCCACCAGAUAACCUGGAAACUAUUUUCAUGCCUCAGGUACACCCACUGCCUCUGGCAGUCACUGGUGAAGCUGGAAAUACGUUGCAUUCUGGACCAGUUAUGGAAAACAUACACUUGGGAUCUGAGAGAAGGUCUUCAACAAGAGCUCAGGGAGGAGUUAAGAAGUGUGAUAGCCCAGCAACAACUUUGUGGGCUCAAAAUGAGUUACCUAAUUUUGGGGGAAAUGUUCUUCUAGCUCCUGCUGCUCCUGCAGUGUAUGUACCUGCCAAACAAACUGUAGAAGUCAUCCAGCCACCAGAAGAAGGCCUGUCUAAUCAACAGCUGAGUAAACCAGGGACUAUUGCUGUCCCACUCUCCCAAGAUGGAAAUACAUCUUCUGAAAAUCUUGAAAAUCCUCCCAAAAUGGGAGAAGAAGAGGCACUUCAGUCUCAGGUGACAAAAGAUGUACAGCAUGAGGCUGUAUCAGGCAGAGCUGUACAGGGAGCAUUGCCAUCUCAACCACAAAUGCCACCAGCUCAGAUGCAGCCAUCAGCAUCUUCUGGGCAGUCCUUGGUUCCUUCCAACUACCAAGUUGGAGCAGGGACUAAAGCCAGCCAGGUGCUGAGCAACCAUCCUCAUCCUGAGGGUCCCCAGGAGGCAAGUGCGGCUCAGCUUCCCACAAGGUACGAUGAGACAAGUCCUGACAAACAACCAGCAUCUGGGCAGCCUUCAGGUGCUCCAGCCUCCACAGUUCCUCCCACCACCACCAGUCAGACAGCCAUGCCAAGUGCACAGCAAGACCUGCAGCAUCCACCCCUGCCUCAGACCCCUCAGGAUGCCUUUGGGCCACCUCAGAACCCUUACUACUACUACAGACAUCCGUAUGAUGCUUACCAGCCUCCAUACCCAGCACCCUAUCCUCCUGCAGACCCCAGAACAGCUCAUCUUUAUUACAUGGAGGACACCUAUGGACAGUACGACCCACAGUACAGACCCUAUGAUGGCAGCAAUGCUGCUUACAUGGAGCCUGGGAACUACCGGUAUCCUGAGCCCGAGCGCCCCAGUUCCAGAGCCAGUCACUGCUCUGACAGGCCUGCUUCCAGGCAAGAGUAUCCUGAAGAUUAUUAUAGAAGAGGUCGAUGGAGUGAUUAUUAUCCAGGCUAUUACCCAAACUCGUAUGGUUAUGGAGAUCCAAGUUCCUGGGAACAUUAUUCAUCUAGAUAUGACUCCAGAUACAGAGAUCCCAGAGGUUAUGAUCAGAGGUAUUGGUAUGAUGCUGAACCCAACCCUUACCAGAAGAGAGAAGCAUAUCCAUAUGGCAACAGACAUGACCAGUAUGAAGAUAACUGGAGGUACGAUCCUCGCUUUACUGGGAGCUUUGAUGAUGAAUCUGAGCCCCCCAGAGAUCCCUACGGGGAUGAGUUUGAGCGGCGCAGCGUGCACAGUGAGCACUCCGGGCACAGCCUGCGCAGCUCCCGCAGCCUCCACAGCCACCAGAGCAGCUUCAGCUCUCGCUCUCAGCAAAGCCAGCUGUAUAGAAGUAACCAUGAUCUAACUGCCCAUCCCUACGAAACGGCUGCACAGGCCGUGUCGCUCCAUGCAGAUUAUUCCUAUGGAGGAUACGAUGCUAACUUUGAUGGACAACAGUCUUUUCCAGACUAUGGCUACCCGACUGAAACUGGCUGGCCAGCUGUAGAACAAGCACCUUUAAGGCCCUCAACGCCUGAGAAAUUUUCAGUGCCUCAUAUCUGUGCUAGAUUUGGUCCUGGGGGCUUCUUAAUAAAAGUGCUGCCAAACCUGCCUUCAGAAGGACAGCCAGCUCUGGUUGAAAUACACAGUAUGGAGACUAUGUUACAGCAUUCUCCAGAGCAAGAAGAGAUGAGAGCAUUUCCUGGUCCUCUUGCUAAGGAUGACACUCAUAAAGUGGAUGUUAUUAAUUUUGCACAAAAUAAAUCUGCACAGUGCUUUAAGAAUGAGAAUUUAAUUGACAAAGAAUCUGCAAGUCUGCUUUGGGACUUUAUUGUACUGUUGUGCAGGCAGAAUGGGACUGUUGUGGGAACAGACCUGGCAGAACUUCUGCUCCGAGAUCAUAAAACAGUGUGGCUUCCUGGGAAGUCCCCUAAUGAGGCAAAUUUGAUUGAUUUCACUAAUGAUGCUUUAGAACAAGCGGAAGAAGAAUCUGGUGAAGCCCAGCUCUCCUUUCUCACUGAUAGUCUUAUAACUGUGAUUGACAGUCUUGAGAAAGAGACAGAGAGAUUCAGAGAGCUGCUGCUUUAUGGCCGCAAGAAGGAUGCUUUGGAGUCUGCCAUGAAGCAUGGUUUAUGGGGUCAUGCUCUGCUACUUGCCAGCAAAAUGGACAGCAGAACACAUGCACGAGUCAUGACCAGAUUUGCCAACAGUCUCCCAAUUAAUGACCCUCUGCAGACUGUUUACCAGCUGAUGUCUGGAAGGAUGCCAGCUGCAUCCACGUGCUGUGGAGAUGAGAAAUGGGGAGACUGGAGGCCUCAUCUAGCAAUGGUGUUAUCCAACUUGACCAAUAAUGUGGACUUGGAAUCCAGGACCAUUGCUACCAUGGGAGACACUCUUGCGUCUAAAGGCCUGCUGGAUGCUGCUCAUUUUUGUUACCUUAUGGCCCAAAUUGGUUUUGGAGUCUACACAAGGAAGACAACAAAGCUUGUCCUAAUUGGAUCAAAUCAUAGCUUGCCAUUUUUUAAGUUUGCCACCAAUGAAGCCAUUCAAAGAACAGAGGCCUAUGAGUAUGCACAGUCACUAGGAACUCAGCCUGGCUGUUUGCCCAAUUUCCAGGUUUUCAAAUUCAUCUAUGCCUGCCGACUGGCUGAAAUGGGACUUGCUGCUCAGGCUUUCCAUUACUGUGAGGUGAUUUCCAGAACUGUCCUCAAAGAUCCACAUUACUAUUCACCUGUACUUAUUGGCCAGCUAAUCCAGAUGUCAUCCCAGCUGCGCCUGUUUGACCCACAGAUAAAAGAAAAACCAGAACAGGAAUCUUUUAUUGAACCUUCAUGGCUAAAAAGGCUGCGACAUGUGGAUGAACAGAUCAAGGAGGGUGCAAUAGCUUAUAGCACAGACAGAUCCACUCCCCCACCAUAUGGCUGCAGCACCCCGAGCUCGGAGCUGGACCAUGGCAGUCAGUGUGAUGGAGCAGGAGCUGGCAGGGACGUGGGUCCAGGUGCUGAAAAUGCAUUGCUGGCUUCCUUAUUGCCCAACAUGGCUCAACAGAUGCAAAGUGUGCAGCUUAUGCCUUCAGUCCCUCAGGCUGUCCUUGAUGGGUCAGCUGCUAUGAUUCCUCCUGGUGACCAAGAAGCUGUCCGAAGUGUCCCAUUCUAUCCAGUGGCUUCUCAGCCUGUUGGUCCAGGACCUGGCUUUGCACCUCCAGGAUAUGCAAAUCCAUAUGGAACUGAACCAUCGCCGCUGUACUUAGGGUCAGCACUGCCACCAGGAGGGCCACCACAAGAAAUGGAACCACGGUCAGAAGAGCAGACAAACCCAGAAACAGGAAUGCAGAGAAUUGCCCCAGAGUCUUCACAAAACUCCUUCCCAGAACAGAGAGAGGAGGAUUUCUAUGGCAGAAUGGCUAGCAUGGGCUAUGGGCGAAGGUCACGGACAACUUCAGAGUCCUCUGCUCAUUCUGUGGGACGAGAGAGAUCCAACUCUGCAGCAAAACAGCCCUCACCUUCUCCCUCUGUUCCUGUAGGNAAAGAGACUAAAAAAGAAAAGAAGGAACCAGCACCUAGAAAGACUGGUGCAAACUGGUUUCGCUGGCUGAUGGGAAAAGGAAAGAAUGAAGCUCACCUUCCAGAUGACAAGAACAAAUCAAUUGUUUGGGAUGAACAGAAACAACGUUGGGUUAAUCUGGAUGAACCAGAAGAAGAGAGUAAGCCUCCACCACCACCUCCAACAGGAUUUCCUAAAAGUCCUCAGGCUGCUCCCCCUGGACCUGGAGGCCCACCUGGUGCUCCUGUCAACAUCUUCUCCAGAAGAGCAGCUGGAAGCAGAGCCCGUUAUGUUGAUGUCCUGAAUCCAGGUGGAACCAAAUCCAGUGGUGCUGCUCCUGCACCAUCAGACCUGUUUGCCCCCCUGGCACCAAUGCCAAUUCCUGCAAACAUGUUUGUUCCAAACUCAGUUCCAGGGGAACCCCAGCCAAUGGAAGGGAGUGAUGCAUAUUUGAACCCUGUCAUCCUUCCUCCUGGGUCUGGUCCUCCCGUUUCCAACCCUGAUGGCUCCCAGUCAGGAGAGCUUUCGCGCUCUAGUUCAAUGAGUUCAUUAUCACGUGAAGUCAGCCAGCAUUUUAAUCAGCCGGCCACUGUUCCACCUCCAGGAGGACCUUCAGCAGGAGCAGUGCCCUUCUACAACCCCUCUCAGUUUGCACAAUCUUCUGCAGCCACUGGAAAUUCAAGGCUGGGAAGAAUUGGACAGAGGAAGUAUCCAACACUGAAGUAG
Molecule: messenger RNA, 6513 nt
Organism: Chaetura pelagica (chimney swift)
Lineage: Eukaryota; Metazoa; Chordata; Aves; Apodiformes; Apodidae
Gene: SEC16A
Product: SEC16 homolog A (S. cerevisiae)
Exons: 33
Coding region: 1-6513 (2170 amino acids)
Biological process (GO): autophagy; Golgi organization; COPII vesicle coat assembly
Cellular component (GO): ER to Golgi transport vesicle membrane; endoplasmic reticulum exit site
Source: RefSeq, a predicted model, not a curated record